Messenger RNA from Hemicordylus capensis (graceful crag lizard), 7092 nucleotides. It is a transcript of the gene MAT1A, whose product is annotated as methionine adenosyltransferase 1A. Gene Ontology annotation, biological process: S-adenosylmethionine biosynthetic process. The record is from RefSeq and is a predicted model, not a curated record. The coding region runs from base 40 to 1230 and encodes 396 amino acids. Gene Ontology annotation, cellular component: cytosol. The transcript is spliced from 9 exons. NCBI's taxonomy places the organism in Eukaryota, Metazoa, Chordata, Lepidosauria, Squamata, Cordylidae. Gene Ontology annotation, molecular function: ATP binding; methionine adenosyltransferase activity.
CAAGAAGAAACCGGGUGGGGAAAAAAAAAAUCAAAAAUCAUGAAUGGGACGCUGGAUAGCCUGCGCGACCACACUCUGAAUGAUGAAGGGGCGUUCGUGUUUACCUCGGAAUCUGUGGGAGAAGGACACCCAGACAAGAUAUGCGACCAGAUCAGUGAUGCUGUGCUUGAUGCCCAUUUGAGUCAAGAUCCAGAUGCCAAGGUUGCUUGUGAGACAGUAUGUAAAACAGGAAUGGUGCUGCUCUGCGGGGAGAUUACAUCCAGAGCUGUGGUGGAUUACCAGCAGAUCAUCCGAGACACAAUUAUGAAUAUAGGUUAUGAUGAUUCAGCUAAAGGCUUUGACUACAAGACUUGUAAUGUUCUUGUGGCAUUGGAACAACAGUCACCCGAUAUCGCCCAGGGUGUUCAUCUACAUAGGAAUGAAGAAGAUGUUGGUGCUGGGGACCAGGGCCUGAUGUUCGGCUAUGCAACAGAUGAGACUGAAGAAUGUAUGCCACUGACUAUCAUGCUUGCUCACAAACUGAAUGCCAAAAUGGCUGAGCUGAGGCGCAAUGGGGAGCUACCUUGGCUUAGACCUGACUCAAAAACCCAGAUCACCAUUCAAUACAUGCAGAAAGAUGGUGCUGUUAUCCCAGUGCGCGUCCAUACUAUUGUGAUCUCUGUGCAACAUGAUGAAACCAUCUCUCUGGAGGCAAUGCGCAAGGCCUUACGGGAACAUGUAAUCAAGGCUGUGGUUCCAGCCAGGUACUUGGAUGAGAAAACUGUUUACCAUCUUCAACCCAGUGGUCGGUUUGUGAUUGGAGGGCCCCAGGGUGAUGCUGGAGUGACUGGCCGGAAGAUCAUUGUGGAUACUUAUGGUGGAUGGGGAGCUCAUGGAGGUGGAGCCUUUUCAGGCAAAGACUACACAAAAGUUGAUCGGUCAGCAGCAUAUGCAGCCCGCUGGGUUGCCAAGUCCUUGGUGAUAGCAGGGCUUUGCCGUCGUGUUUUGGUCCAAAUUGCCUAUGCCAUCGGUGUUGCUGAACCACUCUCCAUCUCACUGUUCACUUAUGGUACAUCCACAAGACCCGAGCAUGAGCUGCUGAACAUUGUACACCAGAAUUUUGACCUUCGACCAGGAGCCAUUGUCAGGGAUCUGGAUUUAAAGAAGCCAGUCUAUCAGAAGACUGCCUGCUAUGGUCACUUUGGAAGAAGUGAAUUCUCUUGGGAGGUACCUAAGAAACUGGCUUUUUAACAAUCAUGGGGCAACCCCUAAGCUUAAGGGAAAAGGAUUCCACUACAAAGGGUGCUUCUAUUGAUUAUCCUCUAAGCUGAGGAAAUGGACAGGAUAAAGAUAUCUUCAUGGAAACCACCACUUUCUAUAUUACAACACAUAUACAGAAAAAAGAAAGUACAGAUGGAUGCAAUUUUUAUUUUCCCUAUUGCUGCUAUUUUUUGGUUCCACUUACAAAGAUAACAUAUGACUUGGACACACAAUCAAACACAGUGGAAUGUUUGCCUUCGGCCCAGCUCUUCAGUGUUCCUCUAUUCAAAGGGAAAGAAAGAUUCCUUCAGGUUCAGUAAGCUUAUUCAUUGCAACUGGACAAUUAGAAUUGUGGGAUCCAGUUUCCUAAUUGGAGUUGGUGCUGCAAACAGGGCUCUUGGUGUGAAAGGAUUAUUGGCCUGUAUCCGAAUCUCAUCUUCUCCAAAUAAUUUCAUCAGGCUUUUAAGUUUCUUUUCCAGGUGUCUAAUAUUGCAGUCUUUUAGGAGACUCACACUUUCUCUUUUAAAACAGCCUAGCGACAAAAUACUUUAGAUGGGUGAAUCUUUUGUCGAUACACUCACAUAUUGAUAUGAAGUUGCCAGAUCCCAUUCUAGGCAGGGCUCUCUUGUAUAUAGAAGGCUAAAGCCCUAUUGCUUGCAAGCUACUGUUCCCUUUUCCUGAGCUGCUGUGAUCCCAUGAAAUGUUUGUGGUGUUCUGGCAGUUUAGGAGGAAACAGCAACAGAGUCCUGAUAUAUUGCAGCUUCUGUGGAGGAAAUGAAAAGUCAGUCUGGUGGAGGAAAAAAUUCACGCAGAGCAUGGAGAUAGGAGAAGUUGUGUGGUUGUGGCAAGAAGGGCAACACAGGCAAUGGUAUUCAUAAGUAGGGAGGCUGAGGACUGGGAAACGGAGUGGGGAGAAGGUCCAUAGGCAAGCCCGCCAAAAGAAGUAAAACAGAUUAGGUAACAAGCUAAAGAAAUCCAGGGGAGUAGAGGAUAGUUUAAGAACAGAGAGUCUUGAGAGAAAGAGAGGGAGCUGGUAUACAUUGAGCCAAAGGAAGUUUGAGGAAAACCUCUCAUCUGGUUUAGAUACAGGAGACAUGCAGCUUUGGAUGCUGGGUGACUGCAAAUCAGGGGGCCAAGUGGUUUGGAAUUGUACAUACAUUUAAACUAGGAGUUUUCCAGAUUAUGAGCUUUGCGCCGGUAGAAAGUGUUUGCCAGGUGUGAUGGAAUGGUGCAGUGGUUUCAAACUACAAGUAAAGGGUUGUUCAAUGCUUCCUCGUAGGCUAGUGGCUGUUCAUAUUGCUGUCCACUGCAGUGUGGUUUCCAGGCGGGGGUGUCCAUAUUCUCCUUGAACCACAUUAUCUGCCCCUGCUUGCUCUAUUUUGGGCCAAUGGGGUUGCGGAGGGGGCGGGGGUGUGUGAUGUGAUGACCUUAAAAAUAAAUUCUGAGAUGUUUUGUGCAAAUCCACCACCAGCAGGGGGAAGUGCCGUUCCAGAACAAAAAUCUUAUUGAAGUCUUGCACCAUUGCAGACUUGCGCAAGUUCUCCAGUGAAACAAACAAACAAAUUCAGUGGCAGAGAGGGCCAUAAUAAAAGGAGGGAGAGGAGGCAAGUAUUCCUUCAUGACCACUGCAUAAACUCUGCCAAUAUAUCCGAGGAGGUAUUUGUAGCAGAGAAGAAGGAGUGUGAGGCCACUGAGGGGUCAGAGGGAGAGAGCGGGAGGCCCCUAGGCAGCGGCAGCCACGGAGGGUGAGCUGCCCAUACCUUUUGGGGUUAGGAACCUGGGUUCUCCAGCCGCCUGAUGGCUGGGAGGGCGGCAGCAGCCCCACCAGCAGCACCUCGUCUCUUUUGCACUGCCGCCGCUGCCACCACCAGCCUCCGACACACACGCUGCCAACUGAACAGCUUCCCUGCAUGGCCUCCUGAGACACAUGCCAUCCUGAGUGGUAGGAUCUUGCUGUUGUGGUGGCUGCUGCAGCUGUGGCCAGCGAAAAGCAUCUCAACUGGGGAGGGGGGGCUCGCUCUGAAAUGAAGGGGAGGGGGAGGGGUGAGAGGUGAGGAGGCAGCAGAGCGCUCCAGAGGGCAGCAAGGAGGGGUGGCCGCCCACCUGCUACUCCCCCUUUGCACAAUAAAAAAUAAGAAAUAAAAGAUGAAAUACAAAGAUAACAAUAAAAUUGAAUCAGGAAGGAGCAAUAUCCGCAGAUUGCGCCACCCACCUCCCCAUGAACCGUCCGCACCAUGCCACUUACACCAUGGAAACUUCGUUGCAACCCUCCUACAAUGGAAGAAUACUGUUACUUUCCUGCAACGCAGAUGCAACGUUGCAUCGCUGCCGCGCAUCAAUAAAACCUGGUUUUGUUUUAAUGUAAACUGCCCUGAGCCUUUCUGGAAGGGCGGUAUAAAAACUGAAAUAAAUAAAUAAAUUAAAUAAAUUAAAUAAAUAAAUAAAUAAAUAAAUAAUAACCUGAAAUAGGGCAUCAGAGAUAUGGAUGGCACCUUACUGACAGUGAUGUUGGAAUGCAGGCAGUACGGAAGCAUAUUUAGCAGACACGUUGUGAAACUGUUGCAGCGUGUAAUCUGGAAAGCGCCCUAGCCAAGCAAAUCCUUGGUUGCAGACCUUGGGUUUUUGCGUUUAACAGUCUGACUGCAUGGGCUUGCAACAACUUAUUUCAGAGACACCGGAAAAAUUAUCUCUGCCUCGGUUCUUAAUGGAGCAGAAGCCCUGACUGAAAUGGGAUAUGGCACUUCUCUGUAUCGGCAUUUCAGAAUGUUCUCUCAGUGUUUUGCAUUACUGUGUGCAACACUAUGUACAAUGAUGGUGCUAUACAAAAUUAAUAAUAAUGGCACAUGUCAUUACCAAUGUGUCCAAUCUCAGUAUCAUGAGCAAUGCUGCUUCUCAACUGUGGAAAACUGAAUACCUUAUUAGUGCCUUUGUAGAUGCAUCUCUUUGCAACAGAUUUCUGUAUUUUAUUUCACAUUGACGCUCUCCCCUCCUUCUCCAUGUGAUUACAGCAACUGUUUGCAUGUCGAAAGGAAUUUCCUAAAUUAUGCCUUGGAGGCUUGAAAAUCAUUUUAAUGGUAUUUUAUGAUAGGCAUUGGGACAUCAUAAUUUGGACACAGAUAUAUAGUGGUAACCUUACAUUUUUGGAAGAGAUUUGAGAAGCUCUUAGAUAAAUAUUUGCAAUGUCUGUGAAGAAGCAAUUAUUGAGUCAUCCACUAGAUGGCAGUAUACCUGCACUAGACGUAACAGUCUGUAAUACAAAAAAGUGCAGUUAAGAAGUCUAAAAUUGGUAGAUAGUGUACUACCCACUACUGUCAGUAUUUUAAAGUACCAGCAGCUUCCAAACAGAGGCAACUAGAAUUACAGAAAAGGAAUCUUUAUUUCUAACAGUAGUGUCUGGGGAAUGAGCCAAACUUACUGUACUACUUUUUAAAUAGAACUGGUGAAAGGGACUGGGGAUAAAAACCAUUUCCAAGUUGGCUGGCUGAGGUGACUUAUCAUGAAGUGUUCCACUAGCUGACGUGGUUUCUACAUCUCCCAACUGUUCAGAAAUGGUCACUCUCCUAUAAGAAGGAAAUGUUUUAGUUUUCAUAACUGGCUGGGAAAGUUGAUUGCUGUGAAGCUUUAUGGAGCAGCCUUCUCAUACACUGGGUAGGAUAGGUGGAAAAGGGCACCAUCUCCCUAUUUAGAUUACAGACAUAACAGACAUUCCUUCUCCUUGGGGAAAUAGAGUUAGAUUAUUAGGGAUGUCUAACAGCACAUUUUCAGAACUCUUACCAAUGCCCAGGAUUUGGCAGGCGGGGGUGGGGGAAUACUGACAGUAUAAAUUAGUAUAAAAUUAAUAUACAUUUAUAAUGCAGAUCUGUGUGCAGAACCCUAUCAAUUCUACAGACAUAUUCCUUCUAUACCACUUAACUCCCAUGGAUUUGCCCAACUAAUUCUGGGAAUUACAGUUUAGUGAGAUGCAGAGACUUGUUCAUUAGAGAUCCUCACAGAACUAGAAUCCACAGGGUUCUCUUGGGUGAGGCUUACAUAGGAACAUAGGAAGCUGCCAUAUACUGAGUCAGACCAUUGGUCUAUCUAGCUCAGUAUUGUCUUCACAGACUGGCAGCAGCUUCUCCAAGGUUGCAGGCAGGAAUCUCUCUCAGCCCUAUCUUAGAGAAGCCAGGGUGGGAACUUGGAAUCUUCUGCUCUUCCCAGAGCAGCUCCAUCUCCUGAGGGGAAUAUCUUACAGUGCUCACACUUCUGGUCUCCCUUUCAUAUGCAACCAGGGCAGACCCUGCUUAGAUAUGGGGACAAGUCAUGCUUGCUACCACAAGACCAGCUCUCCUCCCUUACAGGGGGCAUAUGCAUCUGUAGCAUGGAUAGGCCCCCUGCAUCACAUCUUUCCAUUACCCAGAAGCCAAAUCAGCCUACCUUCACCAGUUACUCCUUCUCCAAGGGACAGUGCCACAGUACCAGCGGUAUUCAGUGCUAGUUGGGGGUGAAGGAGGGGAGAGUGGAUGAGUGAAUUCUUUUAGUGCUCUGCACUGGUGCCAACAUCUUUCUCUCUGUGUGUGUAGACAAGCACUGAGCAACAAAUCUGAACUGUGGCAUGGUGGAGGAGGCUGCUGGCUUGCUGGCUUGGAUAUCAAAGUUGAGGUAGGACACUACCUGAACUUCUAUUCAUUUGAAAUUCUACACCUCUUGUCUAGGGCAGAGGUGGAGGACAGAAACUUUAGGACUGAAGCAAGCUGCUUAUAUGGGAGAAGACUGAAGGGGAGAGCUCUUCCUAAGAAGAGUAAGGCACGCUGUGUGCAUUGAAUAAGUAGCUAGAAUUGGCAACAGGCAUUGUUGCUGUGACAGGAUUCUCAUGAGUGCAGGUUGGGUAACACAGUACAGCUCAACCCAUGAGCGGUCUGCAGGGAUACAUUCAGAAAAGUAGGGAGACAGUGCAGAGCUGGACCCAGGCAUAGAUAUUAUAUGGAACAUAUUCUGUCAUGGAGAGUGAAGCGAUUAUAUUUUUUCUAGGUUUGUGUACAGCAUGGUAUCUGAAGGUGUGUGCCUAAUGUCAUAUGAUGGCUGGUGGCUAUUGUAAGCCACUGGACGUCUGUGUCCAGGUCUAGAAAGGCAGCUGGAGACAUGACCUAACAAAGGGUACUGUUGAACCAGCAAAAGCCUGGUGCCAACUUAAGAGAUAUAGCCAGCAGGAGCUCCAUCCCUUUCUGGGUCAUAAGGUCAGCCCCAGUCUAGAGGAGGCACGUGAGCUGGCCUCCCCUCUCCUCCUGAGUAGGCCCACUGGAAGAGGAGCCCAGAGCAACCAGGUGAGCACUCUGCCUUUGGUACUGGAACUCAGCCCUGGCAUAUCAUCAUCUCUGCUCCUGGAGCUCAGAGUGUUGGUGUGGGGGAGGUUGAAGAAGGUUCUCAGGAUGGGGCACCAGCCUUUAUGGGGGGCAUCAGUUCCUCAGAGCUCCUGGUCUCUUCCAAGGGGGCAACUUCAGAAGGGGUAGCAAGUGUUGGUUGCUCCAGGUCUAUUGGUUCUGGGCUUUUGUCAGGGCCAGAGGUCUCAGCUGGGCGUGCGCCUUCUCCUCUGAGAGGGUCUCCUCCGAGUUGGAAUCCAAGUAGGUCCUGACUGGGAUUCAGAUUAACCUCCUGCCUGAGUGAAGGCUAAAGUGAAGAGUUUUGCAGUUAAAAUCUAGCUAAAGCUUCAAAACUCGCCCAGCUUUGCAAUUCUACAAGUAACUAAAAAUAAAUGACAAAUUUAACUUCUUGGGUGGUGGGGUGGUGGUGGAAUGUUUUCACUGUGCCAAACCACCACACAUCACCAACAGCAAAUUUGGACAAAUCCUCCUUUUCAAAUAAAUUCUAUAUAAUGUA